UGCAAAAAGAUCAAACAUGUGCGCCAAGGUCGUCACAGAAACGUCAAAAUAGGAUAGUGCGAGUCGCAAAUUCAUAACAUUCUGUUUGUUUUUUCGGGGAUUUCGACGCAAAUUUUAUAAAAUUAUUGAGUGAUUGACACCACACGCAAUGACCGAGCUGGAAAAUAUCAAUCCCCAUGUUUACCGCAAGUGCGAAGAUCGAAGGCUGACGAAAGAUGACGAGAACGACGACGUCGUAGAUCCCUUCGAUGAGCGGGAAAUUUUCGAUCUCAUCCGCAACAUCAACGAUCCGGAGCAUCCGCUGACCCUGGAAGAGCUGCACGUCCUAGAGCAGAGCCUCAUCAAGGUGGACAAUGAAAAGAGCACGGUCAAGGUGCUGUUCACUCCGACGAUACCGCACUGCAGUAUGGCAACGUUGAUUGGGCUGUCGAUUCGGGUCAAGUUGCUGCGUGCGUUGCCACCGCGCUUCAAAGUGUCCGUUGAAAUCAAUCCGGGAACGCACGCUUCGGAAAAUGCCGUCAAUAAGCAGCUGGCGGACAAGGAACGGGUCGCAGCCGCGCUGGAGAACUCUCACCUGAUUGAGGUCAUCAAUCAGUGCAUUGCCGUUCCGAUGGAGUAAGAGGGUGAUAGGGUAAAGAGUUCUGUUAAGAGCUGUGACUGUUUUUUAAGAACAAUAAACUACAUUUUUAUUUAA
This is a messenger RNA of Aedes albopictus (Asian tiger mosquito), 694 nucleotides long. Its product is annotated as MIP18 family protein galla-2-like. The transcript is spliced from 3 exons. Gene Ontology annotation, cellular component: cytosolic [4Fe-4S] assembly targeting complex. The record is from RefSeq and is a predicted model, not a curated record. Gene Ontology annotation, biological process: iron-sulfur cluster assembly. NCBI's taxonomy places the organism in Eukaryota, Metazoa, Arthropoda, Insecta, Diptera, Culicidae. Bases 149 to 619 code for a protein of 156 amino acids.